AUGGCUUCUCCUCCAGAGCAGGUUGUGUGUACACCUACCUUUGUUUUUCAAGCGGCUUUUCCGGCAUGCACAGAACAAUUACUGAUGAGUAGUGUAAUCCCCUCAACCCUCUCAGAAUACAAAGAUAGUCACCCAUACAUCAGACAAGGUUUUGACCCUCGUUCACAUCUGUCGAAUUUUCACCCCAACACUGGAACCACAACCACUUCAACUACACCAUUACAACCACAAGAUGAUGUUCAGAAGCCAAAGACUUCUAAUAGUGGAAACCGUACUUCAAGUGUUAAAACACACACAUUUUUGGGUAAUAAUGAUUAUGGCACAAGUAGUCGAAACUUACUCGUUGCUGCUACUGGUAUUUCUACAACUUCUGCUUUUCCUGGAGUAGAUCCAACCAAAAUGGUUUCUGCUGCAGCAGCUCAGGCAGCAGCAAUAGUUGCUACUGUAGAGAAACAGGAAGAUGUGAAAGACAGGCUUUGGCCCUGUCCAGCAUGUAAAGUCCCUUUCAAGACAGCCUACGAACUUCAGGCCCAUCUCUCCCAUCACACCAAAGGUGAGAGAACAGUUCCUUGUGAAGUCUGUGGUAAGUUGUUUGUUUCAGCAGAAAGAGUUCGAGUUCACAUGCGUUCAGCUCAUGGAGAAAAGUCGUGUUCCUGUGAAAUUUGUGGCAGCGGUUUUAGUUACCGAUGUAAAUUAAUGGACCAUAUGCGGACCCACACUGGGGACAAACCAUUCCACUGCGAUGUUUGCGGAAAGAGCUUUUCUCAGAAGAAUCACCUAACUCGUCACUCCAUGAUCCACACAGGAGAACGUCCCUACCCUUGUGACUUUUGUGGACGAGGUUUCUACAGGAAGGACAAGCUGUCUCGGCACAGACGUAUUCACACAGGGAAUUUGGGAAUUCAUGCACCAUCAAUGCAAGUAGGAAAGAACUGUUCCUGUGAAAUCUGUGGCAAUGGUUUCAGCUACCGUUGCAAGCUACUGGACCACAUGAGGACCCACACUGGAGACAAACCAUUCCAUUGUGAUAUUUGUGGAAAGGGAUUUUCCCAGAAGAACCAUCUUACUCGCCACUCCAUGAUCCAUACUGGAGAACGUCCCUACCCAUGCGACUUUUGUGGGCGAAGUUUCUACAGGAAGGACAAGCUCUCCCGGCACAGGCGCAUUCACACAGCUCCCACAGGUUCUGGGAAACAGCAACGGGGUGUGGGACCUAAUAGCAAUGUAAGCAUUCCCAAUACCAUUGGUUUCAGUGUGCCCACCAGCACUCCAAGCACCAAUACAAAGGUCUCCCAACCAAGCAACAACAGUAACCCUGGAGAGCUUACCCUGCAGCCUGCUUCCAAUCCUUUCAAACCUGAAUGGCAAAGUCCUUCACCAGGAGUUCUUUAAGAAGGUUAAUCAUAUUAUGGCAGCAGUGACUAAAAAGAAGCAAAAGCAGGCUCGAAUUACUCGAAUUUCGUUUUUUCUUUCAGUCUAAUACUGAAUAAGACACAAUGUAAAAACCAUGGGUAAUAACUAUACAAACAAUUUUAUUAGUCCGGUAAAGCUGAGACUGCACUUUACUGUAUGGAAAUUGUGUAUGAAUACAAAAAUAUUCACUUGUGUCUUUUGUAUCGGUACUUAGUAGAAGUAUCACUUGUUUUUCUCAAAGACAAUACAUUUUCAACCAGCUAAACUCCAGUGUAUAUGUAUGAAAAUUUGAAAGUAAAAUUUGGGAAGAUUAAAUAUAUAACUGUUGUCAGCCUUGAAACUUGUGACCCAAACUGAUGUGUGUGUGUAUAUAUAUAUAUAUAUAUAUUAAUUAGUAAGGUGGUUUCAUGAACUUCAAUUAUUUUAUUCCUGUUAUGCCAGUGCUGUUUAUUUAUAAUUUUUAUGCACUUUAAUAAUGUUAUUGUUGCUGUUUUAAUGUAGCAUUUUGUAUGACUACCCCAUGCUUUUAAAGUUGAAAAUGAGUCAAGUUUUUCAUUUUUAAAACUAUACCAACUCUGAGCACAGAACAGCUAUAUUCCUCAUGGGUCUGCCCAAGAGAUUUGCAUGCACUUGCCUUGAGCUAACUACCACCUAAUUUCACUUGUUUAAUGUGAACUGCAACAAUAGCCCUUCACCAAUAUGAAUGCAACACAACCUCCAUGUGCAGUAUCUUCCCCCCUAAGCAUUUGCACUCAAGAUAAUAUCAUUCUUUUUCAUGACAUUACAUUGAACAGACAUUAAUUUUUCUCAUUUAUGCUCAAUUUACUGAGAUUUGCAAUCACAAAUGAAACUUUAUUUUUCAUUUUACAUAAGCUUUUGUUUCAAAAGCAUUGAAUUUUUCAUGAAUUCUUAAGUGACAGUGACUUCUACUUUAUCCUGUGAAAGUGCUGAAGUUAUUAUGGUUUCUGGAGGCUUGUUAAGGGCAUUACAACCAUUUUACAGUGUCUUGUGAGAUCCCUCAUGUAUAUUAGGCCUCCUCCUCAUUCAGCCAACAUCUCUUCUUCUCAGUUUCAGAAUGACCAGGAAGAAGACAAAUUUGAUCUACUGGUCCCUCCACCUGGUUUUGCUUUGGGUGCAGCCUUACCAGUCGAUGGCAAUCCUCCACCUUCCACUCUGUUUCAGGAUAUGAUGUCCCAAGUAUGUUCCUUUCUUUCUCUUUCCUCGUGUCUUAUGAUUCUUCCCAUUCUUUGCUUCAUGAAACUAAUAUUCAGGACUAUUUCCUCCCUUAUCUGAUAUUAGGGUUCAUGUUGAUUCUUUUCUUGGUCAACUUUGCAUCCAUGCCCACAUGCCUCAUCCUCCUUGUCUUCUUGAUUAUUUUAUUCUGGCUUACAACCAUUCUUCCUUUCCUUUUUUUAGAUUCCAAAUCUUUAGAAUCUCUUUUGCCUGCUCGGGGAGCAUGUUCCUUGUUUUCUGUUUCACUUUCUAGUGCCCAAUUUUCACAGCAUUGUUUUUUUCUCACUACCAUCCUAAGUUACCUCUCCUUCCUAUACUUUAUGUCUCAGGUGCUUCAUCAUGCUUCAGAGGGUUUUUCUGGUGAGAUUUGUUCCCUUCUCUUUACCACUGGCCCAUACAACUUCUGCUCUGUCUGUGGUUACUUGGCUCCUCUGCUGUUGGGACUUGAUGGGUUGGGAUACACUCCUUACUUAUGUAUGGCUACAUACAUUUUAUUUGUGUGAUCUUAGUCAGGCUCUCUUUCUUUGCCCAGACACCUUUGGUGGUCUUCCUGAUUAACUGGAGACCUGGGCUGAAGCAGCUUAUCAUCAAUCCUCUUAUUUUCCUGGUUUCUUGUCUUUUCAACUGGAUCAGUCUGCCCCUACCCUUCCAAUUCCACCUUCCAGACCUUCCUCUUCUUCCCAUUCUCUUCUCCAGGUCUUCUCAAUGCACAUUCUUUUCAAGUGGAGCAUGGGAGAUCCUUGUCACUUACCAGUUCCUAGCCACUGAGGUGGUGGACUUUGGAGAAUUCCUCCGUUUUGGGGUUUAGUACAAUACAGUUCAUUUGCCCUCCUCCUGCAGUCAGUCUGUCCAGUAAAGGUGAGGUAAGCACCCAUGAUACUGUUUGACCACACCCUUAACCAAAUUACACCUAUUGGUUUGCUGACUACUUGUGUGCAGGUGCUUGGUUGGCUAUGUUCAAAUUCUGCCCAUUCCUGUGACACUUUGGGCUUUUUUGCCUCUUUCACCCUUUACAUUCCUGACAAAGAGUAUACCCUGCUCAAUACAAGAUGUGGUUGGGAUCCCAUGGCUGCAACCCUAUAGAACCCCCUGCCAUCAGAUGUCACACUCCAUGGGUUUUCAGUUUGGGCACUUUCUAAAGGGAGCUCAUCUAGAUUUAACUUUUGCACAGGCCCCUCCACUAACUUAUUGUGGGAUUCUAGCUUUUCUGUGUAUAGAAGUGAGGUAUUGUCUCUGAAGUUAGCAUUUCCCUAAUCUGAAAAGGUAUUUCUAAUUGAUACCUCUUCACACAUUCCUACCUGACCUCCCCACUUCUGAUACACCUUUUUGUCUUGCCUUGUCUAAGAAUGGAGUUAUCUCGAGUGCAAAUGCUUAGGUGGAGUUACUGUGUAUGGAGGGUGUAUCACCAUUCCUAUUGGUGAAGGGCUAUUGUUGCAUGAUGUCAUCAUCUUGCACCACUGCCCAUCAUAUUAAACAUGUGAACUUAGGUGGAAGUUAGCUCAAGACUAGUGGCAUACAAAUCUCUUAAGUAGACACAUGAUAAAUAUAGCUGUUUUGUGUGAAAGGUAUCUAUCACAAAUACAUUUUCAGAUUAGGAAAAUGUUAACUUUCACUUUUUUCUUUCAAAUAUUUGCACAAUAUCAAAGAAUAACUCUUGAUAUUUAAAAAUACCCUUACAUAUUUAAAAUUUGUUAUUUGGUGGAAUCUAAGUUUAAAUGUUAAAUAAGUUAAAAUUCUAUUGUUUUCAGGUUGUUGUUUUCACUUAAGAUAUAGGUACAGAGAUACUAGUAUUUAAAGAUAAUUUAUGGUUAUGUAAAAUAAAAGUUAUAAGAAACUUUACUCCUUGUGCUAUUAGUUGCUAAAUACUGUACUUAUCAUAAAUUCUACUAGUUAUAGCAUCAUUGUUUUUAAUUUUAAAAAAUACAUAUAUAUACUAACCAGUUUGAAACAUAACAGAAAAGAAAGACAACAAUUAGGUUUUCUUUUCUUAAGUCCAUUUGUUAUUAUUAUUUUACCCUUAUAACUGAAGAUGUUUAUAGUGUUAGAAGUCUCAGUAUAAAGGUUGCUCAACUUUAUCCUUAAACUCCUUGUUUCGAAAUAUCAACUACACUCUUGAACAAACAAUACUUUUAUCUGAUUACAAUGCUUGCUUCUUUCCCUCCGUUUGUUCAAUGGUAAGCAUAAGGGCUUAUAAUCUAAUAAUGCUAAAAUCUUUGAAUGGGCAUAGCACAGAUAGCCCAUUGUACAGCUUUGCGUUUAACAACAAACAAAAGCCUGCAUUCUUUUUCUUCCUUUGGUCUUUUUGCAUAUAAAUAUAUAAGUACAUAAUGAUUAGCUCUUAAGAUUGAAAGAUAGCUACAAUUUGUGAUAUUACUCUUCAAGUACUUCCAGCUGAAGUAAUAUUACAAGGUUUCAGUAGCUUACUUACUGUAUAUGUACUGGAAAAAGAUAAGUAUAAUUUUUUAAGUUUCGAAAACCACUAAAUUAGUAGUACGCUAGGACCCAGCGAUAAUAUGAUCCACAGGGUCCAUAUCGUGAGACCAUGUUAUAAUGAAGUCCUUUCAAAAGCCCCAAGCCAAUAGCCAGAAUAAGGCAGAACUACAGAUAAACAGAUUUAAAUGGCCUCAUAAACAGAUAAACCAUCUGAUCUGAUGUAAACAAACAGACUUCUGGUAACAAAAUGAAAACAAUCGAUUGAAAUAAAUUUUAUUUCUUUUGGUAAUAACAAUGAAUAUACAUGUACAAUCAGACUAUUUAAAUCCACAGACAGUCAUUUCUCAUUUAUACAGAUUACACAAAAAUAUUUUGAGAGCAAACAAUUGACAAAAUUGUAGUUCAUUUAUGAAUGAUAUAGUAGAUUUUUUGUUGGCUUUCAAUCAUCUCGGUGAUUCUUCUAGGUAGUGAAUGAUUUUGUGGCAGUGGCUCAGUCUCAUCAUCAUCAUCAGCUAACUGGUCAUCUUAAAGAUUUGGAUCUGUUACACUGGCCAAUAUCUCAUCAUCUGUCAUUCUUACUGUCCACCAUUUUCUUGAUCAGUUCUCUUCUGUAUUUAUGUUUGAAGGUCUACAUGAUGCCUUGGUCAAGGGGUUGAGAUUUAAGAGUUGUGUUUCUCGACAGACACCUUUGAUGUUUCCAUCUUGUGUUACCAGGGGGUGGGUGUACAGGACAGUUGUCAAGUAGCAAGAUGGCUUUCUUCGGUAGUUUGUUCUGUCUGAGAUAUUUUCUGACAUUUGGCAUGAAUUCUUGAUGAAACAAGUUUUCAAAAAUUGAUCAAGUCAUCCAGGCUUUGGUACUAUUUGAGUAUUGGCAUGGUAAUGAUUUUUGGCUCAGAUGAUGGAAGCAGCAUGAUUUGGCAAAUUUUCCAAUGAUGAAUGGAGUCAGCUUGUGUCUACCAGUUUUCUUGCAGCAAACGAGGACUGUCAACCUUGUCUUUAUCUGUUUAAGUUUAAACAUUUUGUUUGUCACUUCUUGUUACUAAUGUCUUCUCUGGUAACAUUUUAUAGUAUAGGUGUGUCUCAUCCAGUUUGUCAAUAACCUUCUGGAAUUCAGUGGGAAGUGAUGUUGCAGCUAGAUCAUCUGCAGACCUUCGUUCUCCUCAUAUGGUAACUUGUGAAAUGCCGUGCCAGUUCUUGAAUCUUACUAACCAUCCUGUGCUGUUUCAAACUGUACUGAGAUGCUAGUAUUUUCCUUCAUUUGUUGGCAAAUCUUCUGAGCCUGAAGAUACAGGUACACCUUUGGCUUUCUGCUGAGUGAACCAUGUGUAUAUGACUGUUGAGAGGUGUGUUGUCAGCAGUACUGGCUUUCUUGGCCAUUUUCAUCCAUUUCAAUCGACACUCUUCUCAACUUCUCUUCAUUUUUAAGACACCUUCAAAGCAUUGAUUCAGCAAUUCCCAUUCUUUUUUAAAUGGAUGCUUGAGUAGCACCUUCCUUGAUGUGGCCAAUGAUUUUCAGCUUCUCGGCAGUGAUAUAGGAUCUUCUCUUUCGUGAUUCAGUAGACAUUAUUUUAUGUUGAUUGUUUUGUGGGUAUCAGUACAAGUAUAGAUGACCCUAUUCUAAAUUUGACCUGUAUCUAUACAGAGAAAAAUUGUGCUCAGUUAUGCUGGGGAAAUCUCAUAGGCUAAACCCCUUAAUUAACCACAAAGCUACCAUCUAAUUGGCUGAUCAAAAAUCUAAAUAUGUGUUUUAUUAUCAAAAAAUAAUUAUUGAAAUAACAAUAAAGGCAUAACAGAUAAUCCAGCAGUUAAUAAAGAACACAGUUUUGUGAAUACUAAAUAUCAUAUUUAAUUAAAUUCAUAUUUUCAUAUAAAAUGUAACCUGAAUUGAAAAAGUUUGACAAUAAAGUUUCAUUUUGUUGAAUUGCUUGUGGGUGGCAAUGAGUAUUAUCUGGCAGAAGUGUGUCAUUCGUGGAGCAUUUAUACUUCAACAAUGUUUGACACUCACAAAAAAGACUGGAAAUACAUUCUACAAAAAAGUAGAUUUAAAAGAAGAUGUUGGGGUCCAAGACAGGUCUUCAUGAUACCACGUUUCUCACUAUAGUGGACUGUUAUAGCAGGGCCUAUUGUAUUUAAAAAAAAAAGUAUGAUAGACUAGAAAAAACAGAUUAAAUCUUUCCAGCUGAGUUUGAACACAGACUCUUGUUCCUUCUAUGUCAAAGCAUUUUGUUCUAAUUUCUACAAUUCCUAGCCACAGUAUUUUAAUCAUUGAAGCUAUGGGUUUGUUUUUAGUUUUUUUUUAAUCAAAGUAUAUGAAUGUUUUACAUAUUUAAGGGUUUAUAAAUUUAGCUCAUAAA
Limulus polyphemus (Atlantic horseshoe crab) is the source of this 7433-nucleotide messenger RNA. RefSeq names its product zinc finger protein 112-like. Gene Ontology annotation, cellular component: nucleus. The record is from RefSeq and is a predicted model, not a curated record. The coding region runs from base 1 to 1392 and encodes 463 amino acids. The transcript is spliced from 5 exons. Gene Ontology annotation, biological process: regulation of transcription by RNA polymerase II. Gene Ontology annotation, molecular function: DNA-binding transcription factor activity, RNA polymerase II-specific; RNA polymerase II cis-regulatory region sequence-specific DNA binding. Lineage: Eukaryota; Metazoa; Arthropoda; Merostomata; Xiphosura; Limulidae.